UGCUCUGCCAACUAGUCGACCUCUCGGAACAUGGUAAACCCACCUGAGUAAACAAGUGUUACCUGCUAUAUAGGAGGACCGCUCAAUAUGGACCUCCUCGAGAAAAGGAAAUUCGACGUCUCCCGAGGCUUCACAUACACAUAUUAUGUCAAUGUCGCGAAACGCAAUCUUCCCACCUUGUUCAUGAUCCAUGGCUUCCCGGACUCACCUGAAGAGUUCUCCGACGUCGUCCGCGAUUACCUUCUUCCUCACGGCUACGGGGUUAUCGCAAUCGACUGUCUAGGUUAUGGCGGAACCUCGAAGCCGUCAGACCGAGAAGCGUACAACUACCAGCUACUGUCGCAAGACAUGAAGGAGAUCAUCGACCAAGAAGGUGUCGAGAAAGUCAUCAGCACGGGACACGAUUGGGGUUCCCCCCUCGCUCAACGUCUCUACAACUUCCACGCCGAGCGCGUCGAGGGUCUGGUAUUGCUCAACGUGGCAUACAACGUGCCGUCCGCCAAACCUUUCAGUCUCGACGCACUCAUCCAAAUAACAACCAAGAGCUUUGGGUAUGGCACGAACUGGUACUGGGAGUUGUUCACCGCUCCCGACGGAGCGGCCGUCUUAAAUUCCCACCUCGACUCCGUGUGGACUUUGUUCCACGCCGCCAAACCAGAGCUCUGGCUGGAAACGGUGUGCAAGGAAGGCGGGACGCGUGACUUUGUCGAGCAGGACAAAAAGGUCCCCGUCAUGUCCUAUGCCACUGAAGCGCGUCGUCGCGCCUGGUUCGAAAGGUUCGCGGAUGGGGGAUUGGACGCGCCGCUCAACUACUACCGAGCCGCCACCUUUGGCUCCCAAGACGAGGCGAUGAAGGCCAUCCCGCGCGAGAACUACGUCGUCAAGGUGCCACAUUUCUUCUGGGGCGGUACCAAGGAUUACAUCUGCCGCACCGAGGUGUGCGACUUCAGCCACAAAGCCGGGUGGACGCCGGACUGUACAAAAGUCGUCGUCGACUCGGGACAUUGGGCCCAUCUGGAUCGACCCAAGGAGUUUGGGGAGGCGUUGCUGGCUUGGCUCAAGGCGAAAUUUCCCCAACCACGUCUUUGAGAUUCAAUCAGGUGAGGGAGGAAGCGUGGUCUUUCUUUAAGAAAAAAUUUCUUGAGUUCGACUGUUUCAGAUUGAUGCUUGAUAUAUAUGAGAUCUACU
Molecule: messenger RNA, 1188 nt
Organism: Exophiala oligosperma
Lineage: Eukaryota; Fungi; Ascomycota; Eurotiomycetes; Chaetothyriales; Herpotrichiellaceae
Exons: 2
Coding region: 88-1089 (333 amino acids)
Molecular function (GO): catalytic activity
Source: RefSeq, a predicted model, not a curated record